Molecule: messenger RNA, 2932 nt
Organism: Bacillus rossius redtenbacheri
Lineage: Eukaryota; Metazoa; Arthropoda; Insecta; Phasmatodea; Bacillidae
Gene: Tat
Product: tyrosine aminotransferase
Exons: 11
Coding region: 66-1340 (424 amino acids)
Biological process (GO): L-phenylalanine catabolic process; L-tyrosine catabolic process; biosynthetic process
Molecular function (GO): L-tyrosine:2-oxoglutarate transaminase activity; pyridoxal phosphate binding
Source: RefSeq, a predicted model, not a curated record
GAUCCGCGCCGGAACCCCCAGGGGACCUGCCCCCCUGCCCCCCUGUCCCCCCUUGACCGCGAGACAUGAAGCCCUGCGGAGAAGACGACGCCGACGCCGCGAGGUGCAGCUGGGACGUGCGCUGCUCUGGGCUGGCGCGCGCCACGCACAACCCCAUCCGCGCCGUCGUCGAGAACCUGCAUCUGGAGCCGAACCCCGGCAAGCAGCUGAUAGCGCUGUCCCUGGGCGACCCGACCGUGUUCGGCAACCUGCAGCCUCCAGGGGAGCUGCUGGAGGCAGUGCAGAGCAGCCUGGAGUCCCUCAGCUACAACGGCUACACCGCCGGCAGGGGCAGCCAGGAAGCCAGAGAGGCAGUGGCCAAGUACUCUUCGACUCCCGGCUCGACCGUGGAUCCAAACGACGUGGUGCUGUGCAGCGGCUGCUCCGGGGCGCUGGACAUUUGCAUCACCGGGGUGGCAGACCCGGGUCAGAACAUCCUGGUGCCUCGCCCUGGCUUCUCCAUAUACCGCACCCUCGCCGAGGGCUGCGGCAUCGCCGUCAGGUCGUACGACCUCAAGCCGGCGGACGGCUGGGAGGCGGACCUGGUGCAGAUGGAGCAGCAGAUCGACAAGAACACGGCCCUGCUCGUCGUCACCAACCCCUCCAACCCGUGCGGCUCCGUGUACAGCCGCCGCCACCUGAUGGACAUCCUCGAGGUGGCGCGCCGCAACUACCUGCCCGUGCUGGCCGACGAGAUAUACGAGCACAUGGUGUUUCCCGGAAAGGAGUUCAUUUCAAUGGGCUCGCUCUCUCAAGAUGUUCCUAUUUUAGUCUGCAGUGGACUCGCCAAAAGGUUCCUUGUGCCUGGCUGGAGGAUUGGAUGGAUAAUCAUUCACGACAGAAAUGGAAUCCUCCAAAAAGAGGUGUAUGGUGGACUGCAGCGCAUGAGCCAGAGGACUGUCGGCUGCAACACCUUGGUGCAGGGAGCCCUGCCGGCCAUUCUCGCAAACACGCCCAAGGACUUCUUCGUCAACACGAUCGCCGUACUGUAUAAUAAUGCCCUGGUAGCGUACGACAUACUGAAGAGGGUUGAAGGACUGUACCCCGUCAUGCCCGAAGGAGCCAUGUACAUGAUGGUUGGCAUCGACAUGAUCGAUUUCCCGUUCGAAGACGAACUUGAAUUUCUGCAGCAGCUGAUGCGGGAGGAAAGCGUCUUCUGUCUGCCCGGUCAAUGCUUCGACUACCCGAACUACAUGAGGCUGGUGAUAACGGUCCCGGAGGACCUACUGAAGGAGGCGUGCCACAGGAUAGCAGACUUCUGCGCACGGCACCACAAGACCAUCUGCACCCUGCCCACCUGACAAGGGGGUGUGGGGGUGCUUGGGGGGGAGGAUCUCCGGGAGCCGCCCCGACGAACCGGGCGCCCGGAUCCACACCCCACGGUCGCUCGACCCCCACAUCCGUGCAGCCAGGGAAGAAAACCUGUUGCCGGUUCCCACCCUCUCGCCGUGCCGAGAACCAUGACUUGUUGCACAUCACCGCAGCGAAACUCGUAGGCGUUACAUGGUUCGUACCUUUUCACAUUGGUCGACAUCGAGUUUUUAAGAAGCCCGUUAAUAACAUAAAUGUCUUCAGAUGUACAUUAAUUUCAGUAGGUUCCUGAUUUUACUCACAGUUCACCGUAAGUUAAACUAUUAUUCAUAUCACUCGAAAGAAAUUAGCUGGGUCACCACUGACAAAAGAAACUCUCGGGCAAAAAAAAUAUACGUGGACCUAAUUUAACACUGUGAAACACAAAGUGCAUGUGUGCGAUUAUGACUUUGCUGCCAGUGUCCGAAUCGAAAUAACGCAACAUAGGUACUUGAUGUUUUUUAGUUUUUAUGAGAAUUGAAUAACAUGUUUAUUAAGGAGUUUUAUAGUUGCCAUGGAGAAAUAUAAGGUCAUUUAAGGGCUCUUAAAAUAAAAAAUAAAUAAAACAAAUUUAUGGAUUUUAAGGAAAUUAAGGAGGGGCAUGAACGCUACGAGACUACAAAAAAGAAACAAUGUUCCUUGUUUAACACGGAUUUUAUUUCUGCCUCCUCCCAGUGCAGUACAGAACCUCUCCAGCUUUCCACACACGUCAGCGCUUAACUUUCCGGCUAUGCUCCCAAUCCUCUUCGUAUCCUUGUAUCGUAUCCUUUUCUCUCUCGUCCCUCCCCAAACAUAGUCUUUAAUGACUUUGAUCGCUCCGAUAUGUUGAGCUCUGUGCGUAAUACCAUUCAUCGCACGUCGCAAAACUUAACAACAUGACAGGUGGCAAGGAUUGUAAAAAUUGGACAGACACCACAGUCCUCCGGAUGCUGAGGCUGACCUCAUCUGCCCAUUGGCUGAAGGAUUGCAAGAGCCUCGGACUGGGUUGCCCGUGUUUCCGUACUUUGUACUUUUGUGGAGGGUGCUACCGAUGGAGCAGCACAGAGGUACAGCCGUCUGAACGACAGUCGUUCGCGAAAUGAACCCUUGGAAUUCUUCCCAUCUCUGCUCGUAGGUUUUGCAGGUCGAUUAGAAAGUGGCAUUUGAGAAUGCACCUGAUAAAAGACGGUUGACGAUUGUGAACUCCUCUUCCGACUCUUGUACAGAUUAUCUUCCAAACGAUCCUUUCCCUGGCUACACCGAUGUCGUGACAAGAGAAACGCUGGUCACUGCUGACCGCGGUUAAUGCUUAAUUUUUUGCGAAACCGAGCAAUUCGUGGGCUUUUGAGAACACACUGGACUUCCUUCAGUUCAUUCUGUAAUCAUGCUCGGAAAGGAAGACUAAAAUAUGUGCAAACAUGAAUAUCAUGAUUGGAAAAAGAAACUACCAUGAUUUAAAGAUAAAACAAAUCCAUAAUAUGUUUAUAUCAACCAUUGAUUGUUUGAUUAUCAUACUUUGUACAAAUGUGAAUUGUUAUGACAUUAAAGUUAUUUUUUUUUUAAA